AUUUAUUCCUCUCCUAUAUUCAUCCUCGUCUCCAUUUAUAUUCAAUAUUGAUCGCAGGCUCGCCCGAUCACUCUACUGCACCAAUAAAUACACUCAGGAUCCUAAUAUUCAGCCUGCAAUACGUCUUAUGAGCAUUGCAUGGCAAUUGCAUUCACAAGAGGACAGAAACGACAAAUCAACCCCAUACGAGAGUGAUAAAUAAUCUCUCACCAUGCCUCCGACGCGUCGAAAUUUAUUUCAGGGUCAUCUUAACCGUCGACCUCCAUCUGCAACAGCUUCAGCGUCAACUUCGACCUCAGUAUCCUCAAACAACAGCCACCAAGCUUCAGCACUGGGCCCAAACAAUCAUAUACCCGACAACCCCAAAGUUACAAUCUCAAAUACGACCUCAUCGAGCGCCAGCUCUGCACUCAUACCCGCGCCCUCAGACACUGGCAGCGACAUUAUCGCAAGAGAUAAGAAUGGGAAUUUCCAGUUAGACAUUCCGGUCUUACCGCCCGUUUUGCUGGAUGAAGAAGCAGACGAAGAAGCUAUGGAGGGGAUUGAGGAAGGUCGGCCUAGUGGUGGUUCUGGAAGUUCAGUCGCAAACGGCGGCUCAACGGUUGAUUCAGAGCUUGUUGGUCGGGAUAAAGAUAAACUUGAAGCGAAUCUUGUCGAAUUGAUGCAGCGGAAUCGUAAUAGACACUUGAAUAGUGAGCCAGAAAUUCUCAAUCUGAUCCAGCAAAGUUUGCGCAAUAGAGUCGCUGCGCUAGAUGAAGAUAAUUGGAUGUUUGAAAUUGAGGACGAAUCACCUGUCUGAGUCGACCACAAAGUGGAAUAAAAUACCUAACGAGUAAUAUGAAGACAGCUAUG
Molecule: messenger RNA, 852 nt
Organism: Talaromyces proteolyticus
Lineage: Eukaryota; Fungi; Ascomycota; Eurotiomycetes; Eurotiales; Trichocomaceae
Exons: 3
Coding region: 212-799 (195 amino acids)
Source: RefSeq, a predicted model, not a curated record